This is a messenger RNA of Cutaneotrichosporon cavernicola, 1629 nucleotides long. RefSeq lists its product as uncharacterized. NCBI's taxonomy places the organism in Eukaryota, Fungi, Basidiomycota, Tremellomycetes, Trichosporonales, Trichosporonaceae. Gene Ontology annotation, biological process: proton transmembrane transport; proton motive force-driven mitochondrial ATP synthesis. The record is from RefSeq and is a predicted model, not a curated record. Gene Ontology annotation, molecular function: proton-transporting ATP synthase activity, rotational mechanism; ATP binding; ATP hydrolysis activity. The transcript is spliced from 6 exons. The coding region runs from base 1 to 1629 and encodes 542 amino acids.
AUGACCCUCCCCCGUUCUGCUCAGCGCCUCGCCUCGCGCCGCCUCACGGCCGUCAAGAACGCGCGCGCCAACGCCGCGUUCUUCACCACUGCCGCCAAGGUCGCUGUCCCCGCCUUCCAGGCUCAGGCUCGUCCCCAGGUCGCUGCCAAGGAGGUCCAGGCCACUCGCGCCUACGCUACCCCCGCUGGUGGCCAGACCGGCACCAUCAAGACCAUCAUUGGUGCCGUCGUCGACGUCCACUUCGAGUCGGAUGACCUUCCCCCCAUCCUCAACGCCCUGGACGUCCAGUUCAAGGAGGGCCAGCCCAAGCCUGAGGGUGGCCGCCUCGUUCUCGAGGUCUCGCAGCACCUCGGUGAGAACACCGUCCGUUGCAUUGCUAUGGACGGUACUGAGGGUCUCGUCCGUGGCCAGGGUGUCGUCGACACUGGUGCUCCCAUCACCAUUCCCGUCGGCCCCCAGACCCUUGGCCGUAUCAUGAACGUCAUCGGUCAGCCCAUUGACCAGCGUGGUGAGAUCAAGGGUGUUUCUACCCGCCCCAUCCACGCCGACGCCCCCGGCUUCGUCGAGCAGUCGACCGAGGCUGAGAUUCUCGAGACUGGUAUCAAGGUCGUCGACCUCCUCGCCCCUUACGCCCGUGGUGGUAAGAUUGGUCUCUUCGGCGGUGCCGGUGUCGGCAAGACUGUCCUUAUUCAGGAGCUCAUCAACAACAUUGCCAAGGCCCACGGUGGUUACUCCGUCUUCACUGGUGUCGGUGAGCGUACCCGUGAGGGUAACGACCUGUACCACGAGAUGCGUGAGACCGGUGUCAUCAACCUCGAGGGUGACUCCAAGGUCGCGCUCGUCUUCGGCCAGAUGAACGAGCCCCCUGGAGCCCGUGCCCGUGUCGCCCUUACCGGCCUCACCAUCGCCGAGUACUUCCGUGACGAGGAGGGCCAGGACGUCCUUCUCUUCAUUGACAACAUUUUCCGCUUCACCCAGGCCGGUUCGGAGGUGUCUGCCCUUCUCGGUCGUAUCCCCUCGGCUGUCGGUUACCAGCCCACCCUCGCCACCGACAUGGGUGGUAUGCAGGAGCGUAUUACCACCACCAAGAAGGGUUCCAUUACCUCGGUCCAGGCCGUCUACGUCCCCGCCGAUGACCUUACUGACCCCGCCCCCGCCACCACCUUCGCGCACUUGGACGCCACCACCGUCCUGUCGCGUUCGAUUGCCGAGCUCGGUAUUUACCCCGCUGUCGACCCCCUCGACUCCAAGUCGCGUAUGCUCGACCCCCGUGUCGUCGGUGAGCGUCACUACCGUGUCGCUACCCGCACCCAGCAGAUCCUCCAGGCCUACAAGUCGCUCCAGGACAUCAUUGCCAUUCUCGGCAUGGACGAGCUUUCGGAGGAGGACAAGCUUACCGUCGAGCGUGCCCGUAAGAUCCAGCGUUUCAUGUCGCAGCCCUUCGCCGUCGCCGAGUCCUUCACCGGCAUGACCGGUGCCCUUGUUCCCCUCAAGGACGCCGUCACCGCCUUCGAGGAGAUCCUCGACGGCAAGCACGACUCGCUCCCCGAGGCCGCCUUCUACAUGGUGGGCGGAAUUGAGGAUGUUCGCGUCAAGGCCCAGAAGAUUCUCGAGGACUCGUCGAAGUAA